AUGAAGUUUUUCUCCACAAUCGUCAUCGCAUCAUUCGGUGCAUUAGUCACUUCUAAUCCACUUCUUCCAGUUCUUUCAUUGAGGGACAACUCCGUUACUCAAUCAUCAUCUGUUAUCCCCAGUUACACAGUCCUCAACGAUUACUGUCAAAAUGCAGGCCCUGAUGCUUACGUUGGUGUGCAAUACGAUAACGGUGUCAUAACCUCCUACAAAUAUGGCCAAUGCUAUCCCUACGUUGUAAAUGGCAGUACCGCAUUGGCAGCCGUUUUCUGCAAAAGUGUAAUCUGCACGAACUGCUCCGGCGAUAAUUGCACAGACCCCAACAUUGUUCUCACGGUUCCAAGGAGUUUGGUUUUGGUCAAUCCAGCGGGAGUUGUAACAACAGUCUUAGGAAAAGGCGCAAUUUGUCAAAAACUCUCGCUUGACUUGCCAGUUUAA
Botrytis fragariae is the source of this 438-nucleotide messenger RNA. RefSeq lists its product as uncharacterized. The coding region runs from base 1 to 438 and encodes 145 amino acids. Lineage: Eukaryota; Fungi; Ascomycota; Leotiomycetes; Helotiales; Sclerotiniaceae. The record is from RefSeq and is a predicted model, not a curated record. The transcript is spliced from 3 exons.